AUGGCCGUCGACUUUGUCGGCAUAUGCGUGUACGCGGACGACGAGCCCGGCUGCGCACUGCUGCUGGCGAUGCACGGCGACGGCGCCGCGGCGCUCGAGCGGCACACAGUCAUGCGGGGGCCCGCUUGGAGCGCGGCCCGGCUGGCAGGGGAGGGUGCGCCCGCACUGGAGUGCAUCAGAGACGUGGCGGCCACCAAGCCGGAGGCGCCGCUGGCGCCGGAUGUUCAGCUGUUGCAUGCGCAGGCCGGCAUCCGCAGCUUCGUGUCCGUCGCGAUCGGCCCCGCCGGUGACCCCUUCGGCACGCUGCUGCUCGGGCGCCGCCAGCCCAACGCGUUCGACGACCACUGGUCUGCGAUCUGGCCCACGGCGGUAGCGACGGGCCUGCUGUGCCACGUGCGGCCGGCGCCGGUGGCGCGCGCGGUGCGCAUGCUGCGGACGAUUGACGAGGCAGCCGACCCUGUCUCGGCUAUCAGCGCCGCUCUCCAGAGCGGCGCCCGCUUCAUGCGCGACACCACAAACAUCGCGAUGGGGGCCCGGCUGGCCCUGCUGGAUGGCCCCUCAAUGGGAUCCGCACUCAUAUUUGAGUCCGUGCGCGCCGACGCGGCCGCGUCGCGCACGCCCGCCUGCCGGCUGCCCGCGGGCUCCGCCAACUCCUCCUGCCGCAGCGUCUUGCUGCCGGCCGACCCGGCCGCUGACGUCACCGUGCGGGAGCUGCCGCUGAGCAACACACUGCUGGCCAGCGCGGUGUCGCUGCGAAAGGCGCGCUUCGUGAAGGACUGCGCCUCGUACAUACAGAACUGCCCCACCCCGGCGCGCGACGUCUUCACGCACGCGUCGCACCUCGUGUCGUCGCUGGUGGUGGUGCCGCUGCUGGUGGAGGACCGGGCGCUGGGGGCGCUAUACUUCACGCAGGACGCGCCCUGCGACUUUUCAAACAUACAGGACGCACUGCUGGGCUUUGUGCAUGCGGUGACCCCCACGCUGCACAGCAAGCUGUCAGGCCAAAUGGCGGAGCUCAGGGCCCUCAUGACAGAGGUGAUCAGCCGCCGCCGCAGCAGUCUUGGAACCUCGGCCGUCCAAAGCUCCGACAAGCUCUUGCGCCACGCCCCUGGCGGCGGCGGCGCCAACAGCGGCGGCAACAGCGGAUCGUCCGAGGCAACCUCGUGCGAUCUGGAGACCCACGACGCUGACGUCACCAUCAUCGCCUCGGCCGGCCCGCCGUCGAGCGCCAGCGCGCGGCUGUCCAAGGUUAGCAGCCGCCAGCUGUGCACCGAGGCGAUGCUCAAGGUGCUGCAGCAGGAGAUACGCAAGGGGCGGCGGCGCAGCGCCGAGCUGGCGGCGUGCGCGGACCUGGUCACGCGAGAGCUGAUCGGGCGCGGCGGGUUUGGCUGCGUGUACAAGGGCACGUGGCACACGAUCCCCGCGGCGAUCAAGAUCAUGAACUGCCGGAAGACCAACAGCGAGGCUGUGUCAGACGCAAUGGAGAUGGCGGUGCUGUCCAACCACGACUCUCUUGAAAGUUGCGCGUCGGCCGCGUCGCACGCGCCGUCGGCGGGCGCCGUCGCGCGUCCGAGGUUCCGGCGGCUCAUGCCGGGGGAGGGCGCGGAGGACACCUACAAUAUUGUAGUGAUGGAGCUGUGCGAUAGGUGCGGGGUUUAG
Molecule: messenger RNA, 1659 nt
Organism: Monoraphidium neglectum
Lineage: Eukaryota; Viridiplantae; Chlorophyta; Chlorophyceae; Sphaeropleales; Selenastraceae
Exons: 10
Coding region: 1-1659 (552 amino acids)
Biological process (GO): protein phosphorylation
Molecular function (GO): ATP binding; protein kinase activity
Source: RefSeq, a predicted model, not a curated record